This is a messenger RNA of Pipistrellus nathusii (Nathusius's pipistrelle), 576 nucleotides long. The record is from the annotation of a GenBank genome assembly. Lineage: Eukaryota; Metazoa; Chordata; Mammalia; Chiroptera; Vespertilionidae.
AUGCUGCUGGCGGACCAGGGCCAGAGCUGGACGGAGGAGGUGGUGACCAAGGAGACGUGGCUGGAGGGCACCCUCAAGGCCUCCUGUCUGUACGGGCAGCUCCCCAAGUUCCAGGACGGAGACCUGACCCUGUACCAGUCCAACGCCAUCCUGCGGCACCUGGGCCGCUCGCUGGGGCUGUACGGGAAGGACCCGCGCGAGGCGGCCCUGCUGGACGUGGUGAACGACGGCGUAGAGGACCUGCGCUGCAAGUACGCCAGCCUCAUCUACACCAGCUACGAGGCGGGCAAGGAGGACUACGUGAAGGCGCUGCCGGGCCGCCUGAAGCCCUUUGAGACCCUGCUCUCCCAGAACCAGGGCGGCCAGGCCUUCAUCGUGGGCAGCCAGAUCUCCUUCGCCGACUACAACCUGCUGGACCUGCUGCUGAUCCACCAGGUCCUGGCCCCCGGCUGCCUGGACGCCCUGCCCCUGCUCGCGGCCUACGUGUCCCGCCUCAGCGCCCGGCCCAAGCUCAAGGCCUUCCUGGCCUCCCCGGAGCACCUGAGCCGCCCCAUCAACGGCAACGGGAAGCAGUGA